CUAUCAUUUCAAUCCCGCAAGCAACCGAAAUCGAGUCCGUCGCGCAUACGUACACCGUCCUCCAACCCUCUCGCUCGUCGUAAAACCGCCCACGAUGGCGACUGCCGGACUCAAGACGAUAAUUGCGCUGUCGUUCGUACUCGCGAUCGGCUUCCUCCUCGUCAUCCUCUCGUGCGCGCUAUACAAAGUAUACUAUCCGUUACUCGUCGUGGCCACCUACGUGUUAGCACCCGUACCGAACUGGAUCGCCGUGCGCUGCUCAAACCCAGACGACUUCGUUGAAAGCACCGGAAAUGGCAUCUUGGACCUUGGUCGCUUCUGCACAGGUUUCAUGGUCGUUAUGGGGAUUGCCCUCCCCGCCGUCCUAGCACACGCAGCUCUGAUCAACACCGCCGCCAUGGUUAUGUGCAUCAUCGGAGGUCUGCUAAUCUACGGGACUAUCAUCUCGUUUGGCAUGUUCUUCCAAGAGGAGCAGGAAUUCUAAUCCAGAACGAGCUGAGCUCGUGUCCAAGGUCGAAGACGAUGUACGAGGGAGCGAGGAAGAAAUAGGAGGAAUGCGGAAGCAGUUUGUACUGUUGUAAUAUAUGCGUUACCGUGCGAAUUCAUCGGAGUGAAGGCAAGGGAACUAUUACUGCUACCAUCGGGUUGGCAUAGGUUGUUAUCUAUCGGAGCAUUAUCGAAUUUAUUUUAAGUGUCACGUGGCCUCUAUUUUAUCAACCUGUCGAGCGAUAUAUGUACGUGAACGGCUGUGGAAUUUCGAAUAUCAAUUAUGUGGACUGUUUAACCUUGAGAGGAAUGAUGAUGGCGCUGUAGGAGUACGGUAGCCCUCUUUAUCGCCAUUCGUGAUACUACAUAAACCCAACGCCAUACCCUUCAAGCCUAGUCUUAUUU
Messenger RNA from Hypoxylon trugodes, 891 nucleotides. Its product is annotated as vacuolar protein sorting 55. Gene Ontology annotation, cellular component: endosome; Vps55/Vps68 complex. Bases 95 to 484 code for a protein of 129 amino acids. The transcript is spliced from 2 exons. Gene Ontology annotation, biological process: late endosome to vacuole transport via multivesicular body sorting pathway. NCBI's taxonomy places the organism in Eukaryota, Fungi, Ascomycota, Sordariomycetes, Xylariales, Hypoxylaceae. The record is from RefSeq and is a predicted model, not a curated record.